AUGUCCGUGCGCUACUCCCUGGGAGUGGAGAUGCCAGAAGCUGCACGCGUUGGCCCCGCCAACGUCCAUCCAAGCUCCAACACGUGCUGUCGCGAGAAAGAGUGGUAUGUGAUAGCUAGCUUUGCUUGGAUUUUGGUCGUCUUGGAAAAAGAGGCUAGGCACUCCCGCGCCAAGCCGCAGGCCGUCGCCGGCAACCGUCCUUGCCAGCACCACCGUCCGGAAGAUCCUCCAGCAGGCGCGCGCGGACCACCCAACCACUCGCCAACCACCGACCGCUCAUCCGGGCCAUCGCGCCCCACCCACACGCCGCCUCCCGCGAAAUAUGGCAGCCGCUGCCACAGUGCAUGA
Messenger RNA from Gryllus bimaculatus (two-spotted cricket), 348 nucleotides. The record is from the annotation of a GenBank genome assembly. Lineage: Eukaryota; Metazoa; Arthropoda; Insecta; Orthoptera; Gryllidae.